UCCUGCCUUGGACUCCCAUAGUCCUAGGAUUACUGGCGUGAGUCACUGCACCCAGCCUCCCUGUACAUUUUAAACUUCCGAAAAUGUGUCUGCUUGAAGGGUUUAUAUUUAUAUUAUGAAUUCAGCAGCAGAAACAGGCGUCUGGUCUUUUUAUCUUCCUAUCUUGAAUAUUUUUCCAAAGGUACAUAUCUUUAUCAUAUUUGUGAUUAUUAAAUGUUUAUAAUAAAUUUAUACAAAGAUUGGAAAAUAGUAAGAAAUUAUUAGGACAAAAGUAAAAAACACAAUCCUAAUCAUUGCCUCCUUUCCUAACUCACCCCACUCCCUCCAAUUGGGUUUCAAGAAUUUGCAAGUUAAAUGGUAGCUGUUAGUGGCUGAGAAGAGGGUGGGUAGAAGAAAGGUAGCUACUUUUCUGUUCUUGUAGCCUAGGAAGGGAUAAGUAAUCCUCUCUCUCCAUGCAACCACUAAACAAGUAACAAUGGUUAGUGUAACUAUGGGAAGAUGCAGCCCCUCCCUGGUAAUUAGAGAAAGGCAAAUUCCAACCACAGGGAGAAGGGGCCACUUUUGACCUCUGGAAUUAGCAAAGACAGACCUGAGUGACAGGGCCUGGUGUGGUGGGGGGUGGGAGGCUGGUAAGCCAUCCACUUCUGCAGCGUUGCUGGUGGGAGGGCAAAUUGGGGACCAGAGUUGGAGGAUGACAUAAUCCUCACGUGAUCAGGAGCUGCCGGAACCGAAGUCCUUAUAUUCCUGGGCUUCUUUCUCCUCUGGGUACCAGCUCCUCACUGCCCUGCAGACGUGGGUGCUUGUGGCCAAGGGAAGGAAGAGGUAAAUUCCUUAAAUCCCAGCAAGGUGAUAUGAAGGAACAACUGGGACCCCGGGGACAGCAGUGGCAGAAUCCAGUUAUUGGAAUAGGUCCAGGCUUGCUUUCCCAAAACCCCUGCAAAAUCGUCGGAGAUAAUUGUAGCUUUUUAAGUGGGGGGAGGGGGAGGUGGAAGUCUCUUGAGAAACACCCAAUAUUCAGUGAUAGUUUAGAAAUAAUCGGCUUUUCUCAUCCUGGCAAGCUUUCUUUUUAUCCUUCUCUCUGGUCUUUCUCCAAUUCCGUUGGAUAAAAUGGUAGGCCUGGGGUGUGGGUUGGUAGGUGGAGAAAAGCUGAAAUCUUGGGAUGGGGACAAGAGAAAUUUAAAGAUAACUUGAAAAUAGUUCGCUUUACUCAAUGCUGGCCUGCCGCCCUGGUUGGGUGGGGCGGAAGGAGGAGGGCGACCGUGGGCCUUGCAAGGACCAGGCCUGAGGGUGAGGGGUGGGAGGUGGGAACAGAAAUCCUGCAGCGAAGGGUAGGGAUAGGAAGGGAACAAGGAGGUAGGAAAUUGUGGGCGACCGAUGGAGAUGAGAAUCCUGGAUUCAAGAUAAUAACGAGUGUCUUGUCUCUGGAGCUGCUGGUUGAUCCACGGAGAGCUCCCUUCUCCCCGCCCCCUUCCUUUUUGUUUGCAGGUCGGAGGGUUCACAGCCAUCUGGAAGCAAGAAAAAGAGCAGGAAACAACACCGCAUCGGCACAGCAGGAAACAGCAACAACAUCAUGCAAAAACCCUGCAAAGAAAAUGAAGGAAAGCCCAAAUGCAACGUGCCAAAGAGGGAGGGAGAAUGCCCCUAUGGAGAAUUUGAACGCCAGCAAACGGAAUGGAAUUUUAGACAGAGGCUGCUUCAGUCUCUUGAAGAAUUUAAAGAGGACAUAGACUAUAGGCAUUUUAAGGAUGAAGAAAUGACAAGAGAGGGAGAUGAGAUGGAAAGGUGUUUGGAAGAGAUAAGGGGGCUGAGAAAGAAAUUUAGGGCUCUGCAUUCUAACCAUAGGCAUUCUCGGGACCGUCCUUAUCCCAUUUAAUGCAUUUCUCUGAAAAUUCAGUUAUUUUCUGUUAUUAAUAUUGCCACUGCUUUCUGUUUGCAUUUCCUUGCUAAAUAUUUGUCAUUAUUUUACUCCAAUCCUUCAGUGUUGCUUAGACUUACAUAUGACUUGUAGUCAACAUCUCAUCUUUUGACCCAGUCUUACUCAUUUAAUAAAGAGUCUCAUUCAUUUGCAUGGGAAGAUGCUCACUGUAUAUUGUAAAGUGAAAAUAACAAAUUGAAAAAACAGUGUGUAUAUAUACACUUUAUAUGUACAUUUCUAUAUGAUGUAAUGCAAAGGGAAGUGUCUGAUUUAUUAUACACCAAAGGUUAACAGUGAAUCUCUGUGUGAUCUGUAUUUUCUCUCUUUUUUUUGACUAUCUGCAUCUUCUCAUUUUCCAAAAAAUGAAUAUGUGUUUGUGUGUGUGUAUUACUUGUGCCACCAAAAGAAAACCCUCUAAAAUAGUCACAAUACAACAACUUGUCAAUCACCUUUGGAAAGCAGUGAAACACUUAAUAAAUUCAAUAACAGAUGUAUAAAAAAGAAAUGUAAACUUCAGAUUACCUCUGGAUCUCUUAGAGGAAUAAACUGGCUGUUACUAUAGA
Messenger RNA from Lemur catta (Ring-tailed lemur), 2478 nucleotides. RefSeq names its product transcription elongation factor A like 7 (gene TCEAL7). The record is from RefSeq and is a predicted model, not a curated record. Bases 1571 to 1873 code for a protein of 100 amino acids. The transcript has 2 exons. NCBI's taxonomy places the organism in Eukaryota, Metazoa, Chordata, Mammalia, Primates, Lemuridae.